CUUGGGUGCCUUUGGCAGUUUUUGGCGCUGGGGCGUUGUGGCGGCGGCAUUGGACGAGGCGCGUCCUUCUGGGGCCCAGACCCUGGCGCAUUCCUUCCUGUUUCAAGGCGAGGUGGGUGGCCGACGUGUGGCCGCCCAACGGUCGCUAGGCCCUCGGUGCCUUGUGGCAGGUGUCCUCAUCUCGAGCCUCCACCGUAGGGGGGCGCUUUGUGCAGGCCCUCGGAGGCUUGUUGAAAGCAUCGCGGGGGGCCUGAGCCGUUUUGCUCGGGCAGUUUUUGCGCUCACGUGCGCCCGAUUGCGCCCUCCCCGAUGACUACAGGCAUCGUGAGACGUGUGUGUGACGGCGGCUUCGGCUUCAUUAGCAGGGAAGGUGGCGCCGACUUGUUUUUUCACAACAGCGACGUGGUUGGGAAGAAAGCUUUGAUCACGGAUGAUAGAGUCUCGUUCGUGUUGGGGAUCCAAACCAAAGGAACAAAAAAGGGACAACCAUGCGCCAAGCAAGUUCAGCUUCUUGGACAGAGUGGCCGAGAAGCUGACUGGUUCGACGCAGUCAUGCGAGACGAUGUGUCUCUCAUUCAUCGAAUGGCGUCUGAUGGCCAGGAUGUGAAUGCUCUCGACAGGGACAUCAAUAUUUGCAACAGGUGUAACGGCAGCGGUCAAGGGCAAGGAGGCUAUUCAGGGAAAGACAUUCAGGUAUCGAGACGCGUUUGGAUAUGUGGCGAAUGCGAGGGCAAUAAGCGCGUAGCUACUCUGCAGUCCGCAGUUGAUAAGGCAAUCGCUCACACCAAGCCGAAUUCCCUUGGCGCUCUGAUUUCUUUGAAGGCACACGUUAACCAGAAACACCUCGAACUUGCAGCCUUGAGCAACAGCACGGCGAUCGUGAAGAUGCUCAUCGAUGCUGGAGUCGAUCCCAACAUUCGCGUGGCCAUGCACGAAUAUGACGAAGACGAAUAUUGCGACUACAUUGAGUGCGUCCCCAUAGAACAUUCCAACAAGUUGAGCGCGGAGACCAAGCGACUUUUCAUUGAGUGCAAGUCGCAGGUUGUAGCGUUGUCGCUGAUCGUUCUGGCAAAGGAGCAGGGCUCGGUGGAGUUGAGCUUCACGUAUGCGAGUGGACGUCUGGCCGUUCCCGCAAAGGAGUUCCUUCUUGAUGAGCCGCCAAGCUGCAUUUGGCAGCAUGUUGCCGAUUCUGCAGAGAAGCCGUCCCACGUUUGGAUGAUCAGAGCAGGGAAUCUCCAGAUGAUUCUGCCAGACGGGCGCAGUGUCUCUCGCAGGAGCUCCGUGGAGAUCCGCAGCCUGAAGGACCUCUUGUGGCCAGACGGGUGCGCCGCAGACUGAGCUGUGCCAGCACUGGCAGGAAGAGGAGGAGGAGCAGGAGCAGAGCCUCUGCAUGCGAUGGGCACACCGGGGCCGCAUGCCUCCACAAAGGCUGCCGUGGCCCUCGCGUCGCGUUCCGCACUCGACGGUCUGAUUCGGCCCGGCAGCAGGCAUCUCCGGUCCUGCCGUGCAGUUAUGUCGUCGUUUUUAUUAUUUUCAUGUUAUGUGAUGAUGGCCUUAGGCUGGCGCGCAUCUGCAAAGCAGACGUGCGCGGCCACGCCGCCGCUUCUGUUGCUCGGGGGCAGACCGCGUCCUCGGUGUGCUGGCCGGCCUGCUUUGCUCGCUUCUGUCGCCGCUCCUUCCCUCUGCGUGAUGCUUACAGGCUGGCCAUUGCCGUCGUGCGAUAAGUCGAUCUGUCGGAAGCCCAAGCAGCCUACAAAGAAUGGCCCAGUAGGCCAGAGCAAACGAGGCUUCCUGGACAACUCCAGAGCCUUCCCCCUUUCUCCUCCUCGUCGUCCUCUUCUCGGUGUCACCCCAACAUGCUAAUGCUAUGUGUGCGUCGCCUCCCCAGGGGCGACGUGCGCACCGAGG
This is a messenger RNA of Prorocentrum cordatum, 1908 nucleotides long. Lineage: Eukaryota; Dinophyceae; Prorocentrales; Prorocentraceae. The record is from the annotation of a GenBank genome assembly.